This is a messenger RNA of Microcebus murinus (gray mouse lemur), 4219 nucleotides long. RefSeq names its product PC4 and SRSF1 interacting protein 1 (gene PSIP1). The record is from RefSeq and is a predicted model, not a curated record. Lineage: Eukaryota; Metazoa; Chordata; Mammalia; Primates; Cheirogaleidae.
GUCCCGCCCCAGUGCUAGCGGGCGCCGAGCGGGAGCCGCGCGGGAGCAGCGCAGCGACGGCGGCGGCAGCGGCGGUGGCGGUUGCGAUUCCGAGCGGUUGAGACGCCUCUGCGGCAGCUGGUGGCGCAGGUGGUUUGCGUGGACGCGGGCAGAGGCGGCAGGCCAGCAACCGCAGCCUCAGCGGCCGCGGCCCCGCCAGGCGCGUCGGGACACCCCAGGCAUCCUCCCCCGCCCGCCGGCUCGGGCGCCUCCGCUCGCGUCCGCCCGCCCGCAUCCCUUCGCCGCCGGCGCCGCCGCAUCUCCUCGCCGUCGCCUGGGCUUCGGACCCCAGCCUCGCCCCCCGGAACAUGACUCGCGAUUUCAAACCCGGAGACCUCAUCUUCGCCAAGAUGAAAGGUUAUCCUCAUUGGCCAGCUCGGGUAGAUGAAGUUCCUGAUGGAGCUGUAAAGCCACCCACAAACAAACUACCCAUUUUCUUUUUUGGAACUCAUGAGACUGCUUUUUUAGGACCAAAGGAUAUAUUUCCUUACUCAGAAAAUAAGGAAAAGUAUGGCAAACCAAAUAAACGAAAAGGUUUUAAUGAAGGUUUAUGGGAGAUUGAUAACAACCCAAAAGUGAAGUUUUCAAGUCAACAGGCAUCAACUAAACAGUCAAAUGCAUCAUCUGAUGUUGAAGUUGAAGAAAAAGAAACUAGUGUUUCAAAGGAAGAUACUGACCAUGAAGAAAAAGCCAGCAAUGAGGAUGUGACUAAAGCAAUUGACAUAACCACCCCAAAAGCUGCCAGAAGAGGGAGAAAGAGAAAGGCAGAAAAACAAGUAGAAACUGAGGAGGCAGGAGUAGUGACAACAGCAACAGCAUCUGUUAAUCUAAAAGUGAGCCCUAAAAGAGGACGACCUGCAGCUACGGAAGUCAAGAUUCCAAAACCAAGAGGCAGACCUAAAAUGGUGAAACAGCCCUGUCCUUCAGAGAGUGACAUGAUUACUGAAGAAGAUAAAAGUAAGAAAAAAGGGCAAGAGGAAAAACAACCUAAAAAGCAGCUUAAAAAGGAUGAAGAGGGCCAGAAGGAAGAAGAUAAACCAAGAAAAGAGCCAGACAAAAAAGAGGGGAAGAAAGAAGUUGAAUCAAAAAGGAAAAAUUUAGUUAAAACAGGGGUUACAUCAACCUCUGAUUCUGAAGAAGAAGGAGAUGAUCAAGAAGGUGAAAAGAAGAGAAAGGGUGGGAGAAACUUUCAAACUGCUCAUAGAAGGAAUAUGCUGAAAGGCCAACAUGAGAAAGAAGCAGCAGAUCGGAAACGCAAGCAAGAGGAACAAAUGGAAACUGAGCAGCAGACUAAAGAUGAAGGAAAGAAGCCAGAAGUUAAGAAAGUGGAGAAGAAGCGAGAAACAUCAAUGGAUUCUCGACUUCAAAGGAUACAUGCUGAGAUUAAAAAUUCACUCAAAAUUGAUAAUCUUGACGUGAACAGAUGCAUUGAGGCCUUGGAUGAACUUGCUUCACUUCAGGUCACAAUGCAACAAGCUCAAAAACACACAGAGAUGAUUACUACCCUGAAAAAAAUACGGCGAUUCAAAGUUAGUCAGGUUAUCAUGGAAAAGUCUACAAUGUUGUAUAACAAGUUUAAGAACAUGUUUUUGGUUGGUGAAGGAGAUUCCGUGAUCACACAAGUGCUGAAUAAAUCUCUUGCUGAACAAAGACAGCAUGAGGAAGCAAAUAAAACCAAAGAUCAAGGGAAGAAAGGGCCAAACAAAAAGCUAGAAAAGGAACAAACAGGUUCAAAGACGCUAAAUGGAGGAUCUGAUGCUCAAGAUAGUAAUCAGCCACAACAUAAUGGAGAUAGCAAUGAAGAAAGCAAAGACAACUACGAGGCCAGCACUAAGAAAAAGCCAUCCAGUGAAGAGAAAGAGACUGAAAUAUCUCUGAAGGAUUCUACACUAGAUAACUAGGUUGACAUACCUGGAAUUAUAGAAAACAUUUGCAAAGUUUGUAAUGGGUUUCAUUUGAAAUAUUUAGACUGCUGAAAGUUUUAAAUUUUUAUAAGUAUAGGUUUUGAUGUUUAAAACUUGUUUUGAGGGAUGAAAAUCCCUUUAUCCUUGUUCGAAAGUAAUUAAACAUUAUUGCUAAUUGUACUUGUGCAGUAUUAACAGCUAUGUUAUACAGUAAAUGUGGAGCAGAAUCCCUAUAAGAGAAUGUUAAACUGCUUUCCCAGACAUGGUUGUAGCAUAUUUUCAGUUUGUGUGUGUGUGUUAAUGUGUAAUUGAUAGUAGAACACAGUUACAUUUUUAAAACUGCAACUUGUAUAAACCUUUCCUCUUUUCCCAAAUACCAUGGGUUUUGUGCAUAUUUUUACAAAUCUUGGAUUUACCAGACUGUCUUUCCACUAUUUGUGGGUUUUGUAGAAGUUAAGCAUUUUUAUGGUAGAUAAAAUGUUACUUCUAAUCUAAGUACUCCCUCCUUUUAUCAAAAGCUAAUUUUAAUCUCAGUCUACAUUGUGCUGCACUAUCCUGCUUCUUUGAAACAAUGUGUGUUCUGUAUGCCUUUUUGUAUGCCAACCUAGAUAAGAUGUUGAACUGACAAUUCUAUGAGGUGUUAACAUGUAAAACUCAUGUUAACUUUUGAAGGUAAUUUACUUUUGUGGCUAGGAAUUCAGGGAAGUCAUAUGACUUCCCUGCAGAGAACAGACUGGGUAUAUAUAGGAAUGAAUCUGGCUUUAGGGUUCAAUCAUCUAAGAUCCUUUACAGGCAUUAGUAACUAAAACUGAAAACUAUAAAUAAGCCUAUUUUUGAGAAAUGUCUCAUUUCUAAGUUUUCUUAAUACUCAUUAAGGAAGUCAUAAGUAUUUUUUUAAUUGGAAAAAAGUCAAUCCGUGAUGCUUAUGCAGUAAAUAUAAGUAAAUGCUAUAUAAGGAAACUAACCUAUUUGAAAACAUGGCUAUAUUGAGGGGAAUUUUUAUUUUCAUUUCUAUAUCAUACAACAUUAGUUGCUCCAGCUUGGUACUUUGAGAUGGUCUGUAUAUUGAUGUAUAUAGACUAAAUCAGGGUGAAACCAAUGUUAACAAAAUUUAAGGGUGUAUUUACUAAAGUAUAAUAUUUCUAAGAUAUUUUAAAUAUUAGGUCAUUUGGUGGUUUUUGAUAGAAAAGGAUACUUCUCAUGUUUUGAAACUGUAUGAGUAUGGGAAAAUAACACUUUGUGUGUAACACUGCAUGGUUUGACAUCUAGGACAACUGUUUUCAUCUAUAGAGUAAAAAUUUGAAUUAUUUCAAUAAUUGGAUUUUUGCUUUCGAGAGGUCCUACAGUGGGACUAGGACCCACUGUUUUGAGAGAACCCCCCUAUAUACCAGUCAUUAUCUGUUUGGUCCUUACUACAGUUUUAACUUGAACAGAUUUCUUCUAGUUAAGCAAGCCAUAAGUGUCAACGUGUAAACUUGUUUCAAUUAAAGAAUUUUUCUAUCAAACUCUACUAGUAAAUUACUUCUUUGCUAUUUAUAAGAGUAAGUGAUGGAAUUAUGGAUUUGCUGCCAACGAAAUAAUUUCUUAUUUAGCUGGACCUAGAGAUUGUGUUGUUUGGGGAGAUAGGUAACUAAACAAUAUGCUCAAUAUGGCAAAAAUAAAGGAAAUGUUAUUUAUCUUUUGUUCACCCUCCUCCCCCCUUUUUCCCUGUGACCCAAGAGAUGUAUAGUUCUACCAAGAAGCCACAGAAUAUUCUGGAGAUAUAAAGCAGCAUUCUAAUAAUUUAUGUCUGCUUGUAUAGGUUGACCUUGCUCUAUAACCACUUGACAUGUUACUUAAAGCACAGUUGCCUCCUCAAUUUGUCAUAGGCUGAUUCACAGAUAACUCUUUAAGAAAAGUCUUAUGAAUGAUUAUCAAGAACUUUUAGGAGCACUGGCUCAACUUAAAUUGUAUAGUUGGUCAAAGACUUCACAGCUGGACAAGCCACUAAGUGAUCAUUUCAAUGAAACAGCCUCCCAAAAAAGUAUGUAUAAACACCACCUAUUUUGUGCUGUUUUUUUUUUCUUUUUAUCUUCAUUGGAUAACAUUUUAAAGAAUAAGUUAUACAUGAACCAGCAGAAUAGAUUGUUGAAGGUUUUUCAGCCACUUGGAAAAAUUUCAGAACCUAAUUAGGACUUUGUGUGUGUGAUCAUUUUAUCAGAGACCUUAAGCCUUAUAAUUGAUAUUAUAUCCAGUGAUUCAAAUAGUACGCCAAUAAAUUUACCCUGUUUUGCUGA